Vanessa tameamea is the source of this 3117-nucleotide messenger RNA. RefSeq names its product endonuclease/exonuclease/phosphatase family domain-containing protein 1-like. Bases 318 to 2009 code for a protein of 563 amino acids. NCBI's taxonomy places the organism in Eukaryota, Metazoa, Arthropoda, Insecta, Lepidoptera, Nymphalidae. The transcript is spliced from 6 exons. Gene Ontology annotation, cellular component: plasma membrane. The record is from RefSeq and is a predicted model, not a curated record.
CUUUUAUCAUUGCACUUCACUAUUACACGUCAUUUUUAUUUGCUAACAAUGUCAAAACGAAUAUGACAUUUCGUUUCAUUGUAGUGAUUUGGCUAGGAGAGUGAAGUUUUGUGGAAUGAUGUGACGGUGAUAAAACUUAGAGUAAUAUUUAAUUUAAAUCAGUCAAUUUAAGAGUACCAUUGAGAUUACAAUGUGAUAUGUGCUAUAUAAAAUAAUGUUAAGUUAAUAUAAAUCGUGGUCAGUGGAAUACGUUUUUCUUAAUCUAAUAAUAGUUUAAAAGUGUACAUUGUUUGAAUUUCUAGUGUUAUGAAAAAUUUAUGUUAAAAGUGGCGGGUGCAAACAUGGGGCAGAGUCCGAGCUCUGUUCGCAGUAAGAGCAGCCGGAGAUCCUUCCGUAAUUUUAUAAGACGUUCUAAACUAAACAAGUCCAGUUUGAGCCAUACAUUCAGCUUGCCGCCUUCGGAGGAAUACCCUGAGCUGAUGAAUGUGAACACGGCGACUGAAGAGCAACUCAUGACCCUGCCUGGAGUAUCCAGGCAGGUUGCGCGGGAAAUUGUUCGUCAUCGUCAAAUGAUAGGAAGAUUCAAACGAGUUGACGACCUUGCUUUAGUCUCAGGCAUUGGUGCUGAAAAGUUAGAAUUACUAAGACCAGAGAUAUGUACAAAUACACGACGACAGAUAUCUAGAGCUAGUUCUUGUACAUAUUCAUUAGAUAGCAUAAGGUCCUCUUCAGAAAAUAAGUUAUGUUCAAUUAAUUCAUCCAGUGUUUUCCAAUUGCAAUGUGUGCCCGGCUUAAACCAAGAAAUAGCAGCAAAUAUCGUAGAUUACAGAACAAAGAAGGGUCCAUUUAAAUCACUAGAUGAUUUAAUAAAAGUAAGGGGUAUGGAUAUAGUUAGGCUGAGUACCAUUAAGCAACAUUUAAGCCUAGAACUUAGGAAAAGUGAAAGUGUUCAACAUUUGACCAAUGGACAUGUAAACGGCUGGAGAGAUCCAUCCCUAAAUGAAUCAGUUCUGAGUAGUGAACCAAAAACACCAAAAAGUCCCCAUAGAAAGAGUUUAUCUAUGCCCAGUAAGAUUGCUAUAAGCUUGCCGAACGGCUUUGCAACGGCCCCAGUGAAUGAUAUUUUGGAUUUGCUGUCCGCAUACUCUCAUAGACCUAUUGUUGAGGAAGUAUUCACGCACGAAAGAGAUGGAGUAAGGUGUUGCCGUCUCGCAUCAUGGAAUCUUCAUCAACUUGGUGUAGAAAAAAUUACCAAUCCUGGAGUAAGGGAGGUGAUAUGCAGGACUAUUUUGGAAUACAAGUUGUCAGUAAUAGCCAUACAAGAUGUGUUUGAAGAGAGAGCUCUGAAGACGAUCUGUGAUGAACUCAAUUCCCCCGCCCUCAGGAGGGUGAGGGAAUGGAGGUGUAAUAGUCACACUUGGCAGUACUGUUGCUCAAAAAAUAUUAAGGGGAAGAACUUAGGCUUUAUAUACGAACGUUCGAACAAGCAUAUCAUAGUCGAGGAGGUGGGACUCGAUCAAGUACACCUGCUCACCGAGGAAAAUGUGCGGCGAAUGGUCGAAGAGCUGACGGCGUUUCGAAGCGAGCAGUUAGUCAUCUCUCCUCAAGCGUUUCUAAUAUGCGACCGACCGGUUGUAAUAGUCAACGUGCAAUGUAAGGAUCGUUUGAGUGAAGAGGACGGAGUUAGGCUGAGUGAGAUAGCAGAUCUCGCCCUCGCUAGCAAGCUGCAGCUGGCCUUCUUCGGUGAAUUCGUGAGAUGGGAUAAUUUGAGAUCGUUACAAAACUGCGAAUCGCUACUGGACCAAGCAAUCGUCACUUCUGUGGAUGCUACGCAGACGGGCCAGAGUGUUAUACUUUGUCCUGGGACCAUAGAAAAAAGCUGCUUUAACGGCCAUUCAGGUGUAAUCAGGUGUGGAUUAUGUCAUCUGGCUAUACCGCGAGGUUGGUCGUGGGGAGGGCCUGCGUCGCCAUUUUGUCCCAUCUGGGUCGAACUAAAAGUGCCCGAUUGACAAAAAAUAAUCGUUAAAGUUAGUAACGAUUCAUACAUUUACUGUGCGACGACAGCACAUCUAUUGUUGUUACAAUUCUUUUUAUUCCAUUUGCUAUUUUAGGGCGGCCAUGUUUACCAAAUGUCACUUUUGCCGCCAAUUUAUUUUAUUCUUUUUUUCUGACCCGAUCUUAAGUUAUUCGCAGUAAGCAAAGAUUAAUGAAAAAUAUAUUUUUAAUAAUCAAUGCCAUGUUUACAAUUCUUAAAAAAAUAAUCGUAUUAUUGUAAGAAGAUUCUGUAUAUUUUCUGUACAUUUUAGUUAUUUAUGUAUUAUAACAGUUAUUUUUAUUGAUAAAAAAGAGAUGUAUUUCUGUAUAUACAUGUAUUUUUUAAAAUGUAACUGUAACCGAAACGUGUUUUAUUAUAAUAUUGUUUUUUUAUUUUUUAAAUUUUAUUUAGUGAGAUGUACUUGCGUCCUUUUAGCCUAAAUUAUUCAUAAAAAUCAUAAUUAUGUUAAAAUAUUGUACAUUUAUCGGGAUUUAAGCUUAAUACCGUAUUACAUUACAAUUUUUAAAAUAGAUUUCUCAAUGUCACGUUUUCUGAACUUUUCGAAACUUAUGAAAAGUUGCCAAAUGAUAUUAUGAAUUUUUAAUGUGUCAAGAGAAUUAAAUAAUAGACAUUUAUAGAGUUUUGAAAUCGAUUUGACGUUUAAGCUUAGCAUUUUGUAGGACUUCGUUAUAAAUCGUUUUAAAAUAAAAUGCUAAAAUGAAACAGCGUACCUGAUAUGCUUUGCUUUUUAGGACGUGAAUACGUUAUCCGAUACGAUAAUUUUAUCGGACAAUGAAUCGAUAUCGAGAAUCACGAAAGUUAAUUUCAACGUUAAAUUUACCGGCAACAAUUUUAUAUGUAACGUUUGAGUGCAAUAUUCCGAUAAAAGGUUUCGCUUGUGACAUAUGUACAGAGUUACACGAGAAAUUUUUUUUAUUAUAAGCAACGGUAUUAUAACUUGCAAAUUAUGGGCUCCAAUAAGAUUCUCUAACUUGAAACGUAUCUCGAUGUUUUGUCGAUUAUCGUAUCGAAUGGCGUAGCAACGUUCUUAGGACGUUAGGAAUAAUGAAAUUUAUAAAAUA